UAUAUAGUAAAAAAUAAAAAAACAAAAUAAAAAACCUUGGCCCCCUAGACCACGGGGUAGUUCCGCCCCUUUGUUAAGAGCAAUUCGUCAUUAAUGAGGUACCUCAUAGAGAACUUGAGAGAGAAAAAAGUGCUAACCCUGCUCUGUUUAUCAAGGUAAAUCUAAUGUAGGACAUGCAUAUUAGUAGCAGAGCCGAAUAGGCAGUUUGUCUGUGAUGGCUAAGUUAAACUUUUGCCUUAGUAUCUUUGUUUUCUGCAUAAGUCUUUUCAAUAUCCAAACAAAAUGCUUUGAUGAACGUCCUUGGCUUUACAAACACCACGCAGCCUUAUUCAUAUUUGGGGAUUCAUUGUUUGAUGCUGGGAAUAACAACUACAUCAACGCUACUAUUGGCAAGGCUAACUUUUGGCCAUAUGGUGAAACCUUCUUUCACCACCCAACUGGCAGAUUCUGCGAUGGCCGUCUAGUGCCAGAUUUCAUUGCUGAGUAUGCAAAGUUGCCGUUCAUUCCACCAUAUCUACAGCCCGGUAACAAGCUAUUUAUAUAUGGGGUGAACUUUGCAUCAGGAGGAGCUGGCGCUCUUGUUGAAACUGGGAAAGGAUCGGUGAUAGACCUUCAAACUCAACUUGGUUAUUUCAAGAAUGUUAGCAGGGUAUUAAGGGAGGAACUAGGAGAUGCAAAAGCCGAAGCUUUGCUGUCAAGGGCUGUUUACUUGUUUAGUGUUGGAACCAAUGACUACGCAUUCCCUUUUGAGACAAACUCCAGUGUCCUUUACACCUAUUCUGUUGAACAAUACGUAGGGCAGGUGAUAGGUAACAUAACCCAAGUCAUCAAAGAAAUAUAUGAGGUUGGAGGAAGAAAAUUUGGGUUUCCAAAUCUUGGUCCUAUAGAGUGUGCGCCAUUCUCAAGGACAAUGGUGCCUGCAGGGGAAAACAAGUGCUUUGAACCAUUUACACCAUAUGUAGAACUCCACAAUAUAGAGAUUUCCAAGCUUUUCCAAGAGCUGCAAAGCGAUCUAAAGGGAGUCAAAUAUUCAAUUCUUGACUUUCGUGCAGUUGGACAAGAUCUUAUAAAUUACCCUUCUAAAUAUGGUUUCAAGGAAGGGAAGGUAGCAUGCUGUGGCAGCGGACCCUACAGAGGAAUUUUGAGCUGUGGAGGAAGGAGAGGUGUGAGAGAGUUUUACCUAUGUGACAACGUCAGCGAUUAUGUGUUCUUUGACUCUGGUCAUCCCACAGAGAGGACUAACGAGAUAUUGGCCCAUCUUGCUUGGAGUGGAGGGCCCAAUGUCACUGGACCUUGCAAUCUUGCAGCUCUUUUUGAGUUUUAGUUUGAUUUCCAUAAGACAAUGCUCAUACGUAACUCUCACAUAUAACCACCUACCUACUAAAUUGUUAUCUGUAUUCAGAUGGUCUCAUUUCUACUUAAUCACUUAUAAUUAUUAUAAGUGAUUAUAGAGACUGGUCAUAAGAAAAAAAAACAAAAAUCACUUAUAAUUAGAUCUUCCAUUGCACUCAGCAAUGGGCCACUCGGCCUGUGUAUUCAUGAAUCGGGAGUGGUUAUUGCCCGUCAACCACGGUUUUGCUGGUGGCGGU
This is a messenger RNA of Ziziphus jujuba (common jujube), 1589 nucleotides long. Its product is annotated as GDSL esterase/lipase 1. The coding region runs from base 215 to 1324 and encodes 369 amino acids. Gene Ontology annotation, biological process: lipid metabolic process. The record is from RefSeq and is a predicted model, not a curated record. Gene Ontology annotation, molecular function: lipase activity. NCBI's taxonomy places the organism in Eukaryota, Viridiplantae, Streptophyta, Magnoliopsida, Rosales, Rhamnaceae. The transcript is spliced from 6 exons.